Volvox carteri f. nagariensis is the source of this 681-nucleotide messenger RNA. RefSeq lists its product as uncharacterized. The coding region runs from base 1 to 681 and encodes 226 amino acids. The transcript is spliced from 4 exons. Lineage: Eukaryota; Viridiplantae; Chlorophyta; Chlorophyceae; Chlamydomonadales; Volvocaceae. The record is from RefSeq and is a predicted model, not a curated record.
AUGACAAGGGACACGAGUGCUCCACAGCCACCCAACAGUGCCCAGGCAGUGGCCAUGAUCCUAAAGAGGGUCGGAUGGCAGAUAUGGGGGCGCCGCCACAGCAACCCUCCCGCUGACACACCCUUCAGUCCGCCUCGCUACACAGCUACACAGCUACACAGCUGCCUAGCUACACAGCUAAACAGCUGCGCAAUGUGGGGCCGCCUGAUGGCAGCCUUCGUACAAGAGGCGCUGGACUUGCCGGAACCGCCGGCACCAUCGCCGGCGGAAACUAGAGCCGCUUCAGGGCAACACAGCCCGCCGGGGGUCCUCCGGGGUAGGCAGGUGGGGGGAGGAGGGGUAAAGCGAGCACCAAGGGAAUGUAGGGUUGAGGAGUGGUUGGAGUCGGCAGGUGGCUGCCGUGAGGGCGCGGAUGAGGUGCCCAGGAGGGGCCGUACUUCUAAGUUCGUGCGUGCUGCAGGGCUGCUGAUUCCUCUCGAGGUACGAGAUUCAAGGGUCCUCGUGCUGCCGGGCGUGGCCUGGUCGCCGGUCGCAAUGGCGUGCUGCACACACAAUUGCAUAAAUACACACCCGCCAGUCGACCCCGUGCGAGUACGCGUUGUGGAGCUCUUGGGGCAAGUAGUUUGUUCGCUCGUAGAUGUGUCUCUCUGUCCGCCGCCGGGGGACUCGAACCCUAAGUAA